Molecule: messenger RNA, 575 nt
Organism: Sinocyclocheilus anshuiensis
Lineage: Eukaryota; Metazoa; Chordata; Actinopteri; Cypriniformes; Cyprinidae
Product: GTPase IMAP family member 8-like
Molecular function (GO): GTP binding
Source: RefSeq, a predicted model, not a curated record
AAAUGGAACCUAAAGCAUAUUUAAACUUGAUUUUACUGGGGAAAAAACGAGCUGGGAAGAGUGUGUCAGGAAACACAAUACUGGGACGAGAAGCUUUCAUAUCAAGGAGAAGAUCUGGUUCUGUCACGCCUGAUAACACUGUUGAAUCUGGGACGGUUGAUGGAUUUCCAGUCAAUGUCUAUGACACACCAGGAUUCUGUGACCCAGAACUGAGUGAAGAUGAGAUUCAGCAGAAUGUUCUUCAGAGAUGUGAAUCAGGUCACUGUGUGUUUAUGCUGGUCAUCAAAGCUGAUAGUUUCACUGAAGAAGAGAGAAAAACUGUGGAGAAGAUUGAGAAGCUGCUGGGAGAAGAGCGCCUGAAUAAAACCUGGAUUCUCUUCACCAGAGGAGACGAACUGGAGGAAGACAACCUGACAAUACAAGAAUUGCUUGAUAGAAAUAAUGGGUUGAAGACACUUGUUGAGAAAUAUGAUCAGAGAUACCAUGUGUUUAACAACAAGAAGAGAGAAGCAAGUGACCAGGCUCGAUUACUGCUGGUAAACAUUCUCCAGAGAUCUUUGGGGUUAAGCGAGUAG